This is a messenger RNA of Macroventuria anomochaeta, 1853 nucleotides long. RefSeq lists its product as uncharacterized. The record is from RefSeq and is a predicted model, not a curated record. Gene Ontology annotation, biological process: protein deneddylation. Bases 91 to 1383 code for a protein of 430 amino acids. NCBI's taxonomy places the organism in Eukaryota, Fungi, Ascomycota, Dothideomycetes, Pleosporales, Didymellaceae. Gene Ontology annotation, molecular function: protein binding; metallopeptidase activity. Gene Ontology annotation, cellular component: COP9 signalosome. The transcript has 3 exons.
CCACCGCAACCACAGCUUCCAAACAAUCGCUCUCCUACGGUACUCACCGCCCAAACCACCACUCAUCAUUCAACUACCACGACCGGAAACAUGGCGGAUAACACAGAAAACCCCCUACUCUCGACUUCACGUGCAUCAGACACAAGUCCCAUCGUUCAAUUACAUCCACUCGUACUUCUCACAAUAACAGACUGUAUCUCACGACACACAUUACGACAACAGCCAGGACCAGUGGUUGGAGCCAUCCUCGGCGCCCAAAAUGGUCAAGAAGUCACAAUGGAGGUAGCUUUCCAAGCAAAGCUAAACUCAAGUGCUAAUGGAGAGGUAACGCUCGAUGACGGUUGGUUUAGCAAGCGGUUGGAAGACUUCAAAGAAGUACACAAACAGCCUCAACUAGACCUUGUCGGCUGGUUCACGCUUGGCCCAGCUUCUGGACCAGGUCCCCACAUUCUCCCGAUCCACUCGCGCAUAACAGAGUUAUACAACGAGUCGCCUAUUCUCUUGCUGUUUCAUCCAGAGAGCGCCUACACAGAAGCCACAGCCGCCGGCAAGCUGCCACUCACUCUUUACGAGUCACUUUCUGAGAAUGCACCCAACGACCCCAAUGACAAGGCGAUGGACAUCGAUGGCGCAGCCCAGGCAAAGGCUAUCAAGUUCAGGGAGCUGGUGUACUCGGUAGAGACUGGCGAGGCUGAGAUGAUCAGCGUGGACUUCGUUGCUCGCGGAGGAGGCAACGCCACCGCUGUGGAGGGUUCUGUAGAGGCAUCUGCUCCUACAGCGGAGACUUCGAAGACCAACGAGAGCGCAGGCAAGAAGGGCAAGGGAAAACAAAAGGAGAAGGACAGCGAGAAGGAUGCGCCCAUCGACGAGGCAGCAGUGCUGGACGCAGACGACGAAGAGAUUCUCUCGUCACUGAUCGCAAAGAUGAACGCUGUCCGCAUGCUCAGUCGUCGUGUCGCGCUUCUCCGCGCCUACCUCGACGCACUACCACCAUCGUACCUCUCAGAUCCAUCUCUCCCACUGAGCGCGGCUCCAGACGCCCAACAUCCGCUACCACUAGACCAUACUAUCCUCCGCAGCAUCUCAGCCACACUUGCGCGCAUCAAUAUCCUCGCUCCACCAGACUCUAAGGCGUUCACACUCGAAUCACAGCAAGAAGCAUCAGAUGUUCAGCUUGUGAACCUCCUAGCGUCUAUUACCAACUCCGUAUCCUCAGCCAAGGAACUUGGCCGCAAGAGUCAAAUCGUCGAGAACGCCAAGAGCCAGGGCAAGAGUCGUAUGGGCAACAUCAUGAGUGGCUACGGUGGACCACCUGAGGGCAACUUUUUCGAUAUCGGCGGUGGCGCCGGUGGCAUGAGAGCGGGUGGUGAAAGGUGGUCAUAAGCACUCCACCCUCCUCGUGCCACCACACGACCGUUUGAUUUUGAAAAGAUGGCUAACAAGACCAAAGCGUUGCUCCUAGCAUCGCACCCAGCAUGGACCCGAGCAUUGCGCCAAGCAUUGCAAAACCGAGCAUUAGAAGGAAGAUGACAGCAUGGGUGGAACGCGCACGAUCUCGACUUUCGCACAUGAAGACCCAACUGAAGGCCUCCCCGGUACAGGCAGCCAAGACGAUCAAGCAGCGGUUUAGUGGCUUGAAUCUCAAUGGAUCCGACGACGGAGAGCAACGGUCAACGUCGAACGCUUCAGCUGUAGGGUGCCUACUUAAGGGCACGAUUGCUCCCGACAACAGCGUGGAUACCGAGGUGACGCUGGUCAGCGAUGGUAGCACAAGUGUCAGUUCCUCAGUGUGGUCGACGACCGGUCAUGCAUGAUGGUCACCAUUAGCAUAGCAUUAGAAUACAAUGAGUAUC